Staurois parvus is the source of this 1601-nucleotide messenger RNA. The record is from the annotation of a GenBank genome assembly. Lineage: Eukaryota; Metazoa; Chordata; Amphibia; Anura; Ranidae.
AUGGCGAUCUGCAGCUACUUCCUGGAGGGCCGGUGCCGGUACGGAGAUCGAUGCUGGAAUGAACAUCCCAGAGGAGGCGGCGGCCGCCGGCAGGAGCAGAGCCGGUCCCACUACCAGCAGCCUCCAGCUGGUUCUAGAACAUGGACAUCAUCCAACCAGAGAUAUGUACAGCCUUCUAAUUUUUCCAAGUCUACAACAUGGACCAGGGAUAACAGCCAGACAUCCUAUGCACCGCAUUCUGAUUCCCAUGAUAACAGAAGCAGACCAUACAAUUCAGGCUCCUCUGCAGGAUCCUUCUCUAACCAAAAUCGGUUUUCUACUCUGUCCUCCCAGGAUCAUUCCAGAGAGACACAAUCAGACAAGGAUGGAAGCCUCUUUGACGAAAUAAAACGUGACUUGGAUGCCUGGGAAUCUUCUGGGCAAUGGAUUUUCUCUGUUUAUAGUGUCAGCAAGGAUACAAGAAAUGUAACAGAGUUUACAGACAUUUCACCAGAGGAAUUGCGCCUGGAAUGUUAUACAGCACGCGAUUCUGGAAAUAUGCAGAACUAUGUGAGUUCAGUACAGCAACUAGCCAGCCAGUGGAAACAAAGGAUACAUGCCAUUAGGAACACGAAUAUUUCAUCUCAAACUGCACUGAUCAAUGAGCUUACCAAGCCUGCAGCUAGCUCAGCUCCCAUGUUUGGAGGACAACAAAACUCUAGCUUUCCCACUACAAGCUCAUCCACCAGCAGUGUACCUCAGUCUGCCAUUAAUUUCAGCUUCAAGACAGAUUCUCAGGCACCUAGUGCAGGGCCCAUUUCCAGUUUUCCCAGUGCUCCAGGAUUUGGCAACAAAUCAGCAACCGGUUUUAGCAAUGCAGUGACAGGAUCUGCAGCUUCAUUUUCUUUUGCAGUACAAAAGCUUCUGAUGGUGCAUCAUCUGGCUUCAACAGUGCAAAGGCGGUUUCGGCUGCUACAUUUUCCUUUGCACCCACCACCUCCUCAGAUGCCGGAGCAACUUCUUUUUCUGGGUUUGCUGCAGCCACAACUGCUCUGCCUGCAAGUACUUCUACCAUCACAGCUGGUUUUGGAGGAACAACAGCGGCUUCAGGUUUUGGGCAAGAUACCAAAUCAGUCUUUGGAGGGACAACAGCGGCUUCUGGUUUUGGGCAAGAUGUCAAAUCAGUCUUUGGAGGAACGACAGCAGCUUCUGGUUUUGGGCAAGGUGCCACAUCAGUCUUUGGAGGGACAACAGCAGCUUCUGGUUUUGGGCAAGGUGCCACAUCAGUCUUUGGAGGUGGUUCUAGUACUUCUAGCUUUGGAGUUUUGGCUGGUAAUACAGCGACAUCAGGUUUUGGGGCAAAAACAAGUGCAGUGUCAGAUCUAUUCAAAGGAGGUGCUGCAAGCUCUGCCCCUAUUUCAACAUUUGGCCAAACAUCAAGUGUGUCAGAAAGUCGUCCACCAAGUGUGACCACAACAGCAGAAGCCAGCAGUGAAAACCCUGUUUUCACACCACGGUCUCAACUCUCUGACUUAGAACUCGCACAGUUUGAAUCCCAGAAGUUUACAAUAGGGAACGUUCCCCUGCGUCCUCCACCUGCAAAUCUUUUAACCUUAUAUUAA